UUGUGACAGAGGGGGCUCUGACUUCUCCUGACUCACAGGGAGCAAACUUCUCUCUCUCUUUCCAGCACUUUCUUCUUGCUACUCUCUGACAGUCUGUUCCGCUAACUGACAACAUCCACUCCCACCCAGUGGAGGAAACCACUCCACCUCUCUUUAUUUCUUAUUCUUCUCUCGUUCUGUGCUGGUUUGUGACUUGUAUACUUUCGGGGCAGUGCCGGUGGUUGACCGUGCAGGCAUUUUUUUUUUUUUUCUGGACUGCGUGUAUGUGUGUGGUUGUGUGCGUUGUGUGAGUCAGUAUGCCAUGUCGUCCCCUGGCUCGUCGUUUGUGCAGAUAAAACAUGAGGACCUGCUCUUCUAUGAGAACUGUGGAGGAGGCAGCUUUGGGAGCGUCUAUAGAGCCCUCUGGAUUUCCCAGGACAAGGAAGUGGCUGUGAAGAAGCUUCUAAAGAUUGACAAAGAGGCUGAGAUUCUUAGUGUCCUGAGUCAUAAGAACAUCAUUCAGUUUUAUGGAGCCGUGCUGGAAUCUCCCAACUAUGGCAUUGUCACAGAAUAUGCUAGUGAAGGGUCUCUGUAUGAGUACCUUUCCAGUGAGCGGAGUGAGGAAAUGGACAUGGAGCAGAUCAUGACAUGGGCCAUACAGAUAGCCAAAGGAAUGCAUUACCUCCACGCAGAAGCUCCAGUCAAAGUCAUUCACAGAGACCUCAAGUCACGGAACGUGGUAAUGACAGCGGACAAAGUACUGAAGAUUUGCGACUUUGGAGCGUCCAAGUUUCUCUCCCACACCACCCAUAUGACGGUGGUGGGCACUUUCCCCUGGAUGGCUCCUGAAGUCAUUCAGAGCCUGCCCGUGUCCGAGACCUGUGAUACCUACUCCUAUGGCGUGGUGCUGUGGGAGAUGCUGACUCGGGAGGUUCCUUUCAAAGGUUUCGAAGGGCUCCAGGUUGCUUGGCUGGUGGUGGAAAAACAAGAGAGGCUGACCAUCCCCACCAGCUGUCCAGCAAGUUUUGCAGAGCUGAUGAGGAAAUGUUGGCAAGCAGACCCAAAGGAGCGUCCACAGUUCAAACAGGUGCUGGUAACCCUGGAGACCAUGGCAAACGACAGCAGGCUACCGGACCAGUGUAACUCUUUCCUACAUAACAAGGACCAGUGGAGGUGUGAAAUCGAGUCAACUCUGGAGCGACUUAGGAAGCUGGAGAGGGAGCUUUACUCCAAAGAGAAGGAGCUGGAGGAGAGGGAGAGGAGGCUCAGACUGUGGGAGGAGAGGCUGAUGGAGAGGUCCAACAUGACUCCCAGUCCGACCUCCCUACUCAUGGAGCGCUCAAACAUCUCACCAUUCUUCACACCAAUGUCGAUUGGUUCCUCUGGCUCUUUCUUCCGCUCACACUCUCAUGACUCAAACAGCACAGGACUCAGCAGCGCUGGGGUCAGCAGCGCUGGCGUCAGCUGUCUCCUCCGCACACUCAGCAACGGAGACACAGAGAGGGGGAGCAGUGCGGUGCUGGAGAGGGGGAUGGGUUCACUCGACAGCGGGAGACUGCACGCCAUGCUCCGUGGGUUGCACGGCAGGUUUGGCGAGGAGGACGAGGAAGAGGAAGGAACCAUGGAGGACAAAAGCUGGGGGCAGAGGGAGAGAGAUGAGAGUGGGAGUCUGGAAGGAGGAAGGGUGCAGGUAACACUCAGGAGCUUCCCAGGUGGCGUAGUGGAGAGGGAGGAGAGGACAUGGGAGGAGGGGGACAGGGAGAGAGGAGGGAUGCAGAGGAGCAGGGUGACCACCAUAGUUCGAGGAUACUCAGGCGGGUUUGGGGAGGCGGAGGGGGAGAGGGAGAAGGAGGGAGGAUGGGAGAUAGAAAAAAUUGGGGACAGGCUAGACGAGAGAGGAAUGGAGGGAGGGAUAGAAGGGGGGAGGCUCCCGACCAUGUUCAAGGGUCUCCACGGGAGUUUUGGGGACAUGCUGUCCUUAGACAUGAAUGAGAUGGGAGAGAUGGAGAAACUAGGUGACUUGGACAUGGACAUGGGUGACCUGGGAGUGAUGAAGGUUGUAGGUCACGGUGUCAGGAGUGAGGUGGGGGUCAGAGGUCAUAGGAGUGACAUGGGAGUCGUGGUCCAGGGAGUCAGAGGCGACCUCAGCGAGGCCAUCAGCAAAAAGAUUAGAGGAGAAGUAGGGGUCAUCGGUCACUCGGGGGUGCAGGUGAGCAUGCGCUCUUCGUCCAAUCAGAACUCUGUGAAGAGCUGCAGCGUGCGACACGGAACCAAGUUCAACGUGGCUACUGCAGCCAUGGACAUGAUGGAGCUUGACUGGUCUGACAGUGACUAGAAAAUACAUACAACAACAACAACAACAACAACAUACACACACAUGGAAAAUACACACAGAGGCCAAACCAGAAUGAUUUUGACUUGUUAGCACAUACAGUAUCUGAGCUACAGUAUGUGCAUUAGGAUCUACUGUUGAUAAAGAGCUGGUAUACACACAUUGUUUUUGUUAAUUUUUUUAUCGAAUGGAUGAAUACUUCACCCAUGUGUACUGUGAAGUGGGAAGGAUUAAAAAGACAAUUAGUGGUUGUCUUGCCAUGUUGUCAGAAUGACUUCACCUGUGUAAUUUAAUGUGCUAUUAAAACUGCGACAUAACAUACUGUACAAGUGUUACAGAACAAUACACUUGAAUGCCGCACUAAUGAGGCAGCCGUCUUUUUUUCCCCCCUGCUUAUAAAGUAUCUUGUAGUUUGUAGGUUUGAUUUGUUCGAAACAAGCUUUGACUUCAUCAGUUCUAACUGUGAUCUAGUGUGUGAGUUUUUUGGCAUUUUCUUUCUGUAUAUUUUAUCAUUUUUCAAUAAAAAGACAAGAAACUGA
Messenger RNA from Scatophagus argus, 2850 nucleotides. Its product is annotated as mitogen-activated protein kinase kinase kinase 10-like. Gene Ontology annotation, cellular component: cytoplasm. The coding region runs from base 302 to 2314 and encodes 670 amino acids. Gene Ontology annotation, biological process: protein phosphorylation. The transcript has 11 exons. The record is from RefSeq and is a predicted model, not a curated record. NCBI's taxonomy places the organism in Eukaryota, Metazoa, Chordata, Actinopteri, Scatophagidae. Gene Ontology annotation, molecular function: ATP binding; protein kinase activity.